This is a messenger RNA of Gaeumannomyces tritici R3-111a-1, 1121 nucleotides long. RefSeq lists its product as hypothetical. The record is from RefSeq and is a predicted model, not a curated record. Lineage: Eukaryota; Fungi; Ascomycota; Sordariomycetes; Magnaporthales; Magnaporthaceae. The transcript has 3 exons. Bases 1 to 429 code for a protein of 142 amino acids.
AUGGGCUUGUCUACAACGAGGCGCGAUCGGCAUGAGAGUGACGCGGGCUGCCGAGGGUGUGUACUGUACGGCGUGGUAGGUGAAAAACAUCCAACAAUUGCCAGACAUGAUGUGGGCGCCGUCACCGUGGUCGGUGGUGGUGGAAACAUGACUGCCCCCCUGCGCCGCGUCCUGGGUGUUAUUUUAAAAACACACAAAAAAAGCUGGUGGGCCCAAUGGCCAGACUGCCCAAAAGCAUGGAGCCUUGGCUGGUUGGAGGGUCCACGAUCAACCUCGAGAGGGGGAGAUUUUACUGGGGCGCCGCCAGCCACUGCGUUUCCGCGUAAGCACGUCGCGGCUUUUUUUUUCUUCUUCUCCAAGCCAACGGCCUCAGCUCCCCAGCCCGGCAGUGACGGCCAGGAUGUGGCAAGCAGGGAGAUGAAGAGAUGAAAGCAUGCAGACCAAUGCGGACAGCCAUACCGACUGACAGACUUUUUACCAGCCCCUUGAUUGCUGGGGAAUCGGGACGCUCCAACACGAACCAUUCUCCUGUGCGUGCCGCAUACGUCCUGGCGCAAACUCACUCCAUGCCAUCCAUGCACCUCACCUGCUCGCCCAUUUAUUUGCUCGAUGGCGGUGUCUCAAUUUCGCGGCUGGUCCCCGCGCCCCCCUGCGGGCGGCCCAGCCGGUCAGACCAGCAGGCCCCUAAACCGUAACCGUGCCGAAGGAAUAGAACGAAGGAAGCUUGAGGGCUGGGUGGCUGCUAGUAUCCCCAACCCGACCUCUCGGCUCCGUCUUCACCUCGUUUUCAAGGACUUUCCCCGUCCGGGCUCGACGUCGAGCCCGAGUUUCAUCGCGCCUCUUACGAACCUUGGACGCUUGAUUAAGUCGUGCGUUCGUCAUCCCUCAGUUUGGGCGGGUCCAACACGCAGCUUCCAGCGCAGCGUCCUGAAAGGGACUUGACACUGGACGGGGCGGCUCCCCUUUUUCCCCACAGCCCAACCCUUGCUUCCAGCUGUGGCCGCAGCUUGCAGUUGCUGGUACCUGUACCUGUACAUGUACAUGUGCUCUCCCCCACCAGCCGACCAGCAGUACAGAGCUGGAGGUAUAACCACCUUGUCGGCCGUCACCUCACAAACUCU